Molecule: messenger RNA, 4566 nt
Organism: Stylophora pistillata
Lineage: Eukaryota; Metazoa; Cnidaria; Anthozoa; Scleractinia; Pocilloporidae
Product: disabled homolog 2-interacting protein
Biological process (GO): regulation of GTPase activity
Source: RefSeq, a predicted model, not a curated record
AAGGUCACGUCAUGCUUAUCACCACGCAACCUUUGGAAACAUCGGCAAUUAUCGCCAAAACAAAAGAUGAUGUUCUGAUUGGCUGAUUGGCUAUAAACACUUUAGACCAGAAAGAGGUUCUCUCGCAUUUGUAAUGAACGUUGAUAUCGGGCAGUGUACAAGACUACCAGCGAGAAAAUCAACUUACGACAUGGCUCUGCCCGUAGAAAGAAAGCAUUGAGGAUAAUUCUCUAAUUAGCAGACUUUUUUCAGCUUUGACUCGUCGGAAUGAUUUCUGAAACGUUGGAGGGAUGGCUGACCAUUUUAGCCGAGGACGGAAGCGAAUGGCUGAGCCGAUUAUGCGUUCUCUUCGCAAACGAGAAGAAACUGAGGUCGUUUAUCGAUGACAUAGAAUAUCUUGAUUGUGCUCGGUUUUUGGCGGCCACAGCUAAAAUCAAGGCCAAACUUUGCGACAAUUCUGAUCUUAUCUUGAAUCCAACACACGAAGGCCUCUCCCGCGCGCACCGUUUGUCUCGGAGGAGCCGUUCUGAAAACGCCUUGUCAGCAGCACUGAACGGAAACCGCUCUAAACUAAGUGACUUCUUUACCAAGAAAAUUACUGAUGGAAAACGCCACCGUUCAUUGACAAGAAGUUUGUUUUUACCCGGAACGAACAAUAGUGAUAGCGGGUUUUCGAGCCUGAGUCCUCCGACGAUUCCGAGAUGGCGAUCGCAAGAAACAUUGGAUAGCAAAAUGAAAACAACAUCAUCAGAAAGCGUGGACCUGUCAAUCAGUGGUCACGUGACAGUCCGUCCCAUCCAUCCAAGCAUUCUCUCAAGGCAGCACUGCUUUCAAGUAACCACGCCUCAUGAAACCAAGUACUUCUCGUGUCGAAGCUCACAGGAACUCGAAAAAUGGGUUGUGAGCAUCAAAAAAUCGAUCCAGCCAACAAGAGAUGUACAAUACAGGACGGAUAUCGGUCUAACAGUGUGGAUUGUGGAGGCCAAGGGUCUGACUGACAAACCUAAACGACGGUUUUAUUGUGAGCUGUUUUUCGACAAGGUUCUCUAUGCCAAAACGUCCUCCAAGACGAAGUCCGAUAUUCUAUUCUGGGGAGAGAAUUUUGCUUUCAAUGAUUUACCAGAAGUGAAGACUGUUACAGUCCAAAUCUACAAAGAAACCGAUGGCAAAAACAAGAAGGACAAAAGAAAGCCUGUUGGCUCCGUGGACGUACCCGUCGACUCGUUGGAAAUUGGUGUCGAGGUAGAGAAGUGGUAUCCCGUUACCAUGGAAAGCAACAAGACCAAUGGAGGAGAAUCUUCCAGUGUCAGACUUCGAUUUAAAUACCAGAAGGUCUCCAUCCUUCCAGUCAAGAGUUAUAGUGAACUGCUAGAGUAUUUGAAUCGCAACUACAUGACAAUCUGUAAAGCUUUAGAGCCAGUGGUCAGCGUCAAGCAAAAGGACGAGAUUUCCAGAGUACUUUUGAAAAUACUACAAGCCUGUGGAAAAGCGACGGAGUUUCUCUCAACUAUUGUUAUGGACGAAGUCAACAAUCUGGAGGACGAAAACCUCGUAUUUCGUGGUAAUUCCUUUGCAACCAAAGCAAUGGACUCAUACAUGAAAAUGAUUGGCGAAUCAUAUCUGCAAGACACCCUUGGUGACUUUGUUCAGUCCGUGUAUGAGUUUGAAGAGGACUGUGAGGUCGACCCAUCAAAGAAAUCAUCCGGGAACCUCGAAUCCAAUAAAGAGAAUCUAAAGAAUUUCGUAGAGAAAGCAUGGAACCUGAUCAUGUGUUCUGCUUGUCUCUUUCCUAGCGAUCUUCAAAUAACCUUCCACGAAUUCCGUCGUUGGUGCGAAGGUAGAAGUGAAGAUCUGAGUACAAAAUUAAUCAGUGGAUCAAUCUUCCUGCGAUUCUUGUGCCCAGCUAUUUUAUCACCCAGCUUAUUCCAUUUAGUACAAGAAUAUCCUAACGAGAGAACCUCAAGAGCUUUAACACUGAUAGCCAAAGUAGUCCAAAAUUUGGCUAACUUUACCAGAUUUGGUGGAAAGGAAGAAUACAUGGGCUUCAUGAACGGAUUUGUGGAGAAGGAAUUCGUAAACAUGAGAAAGUUCCUUAGUGAAAUAUCUUCAAGAACAGACACCACAGAGAAUAAUUAUGAAGGAAUCAUCGACAUCGGACGAGAACUGGCUCUUAUGUUCAACAUGUUGAAAGAUCAAACCAGCAAGAUGAACCAGGAUGCCUUGGAGACGCUUCGCCCGUUACAGUUUAUCCUCAAAUCUCUGCAGGAGACUUAUCAUGAUUCCGAAAGGAAAUUCGCUCUUGGCAAUGAAAGCCUGGUAGCUCACAGGAAGUGGGCCUCAUCCUCGGACCUUGUGAGUGACCAAGACAAAAACAACAUCACUCUUACUCCCGUGUCACAAAUAAGGAUCAUGAAAUCACCGAACAAAAGGACUCAGAGUCCCCCAAUCACAUCAUCUUCGGAAUCUAACCUUGUUGACACUGGGAGCACGACGGCGGCGAUCCCCGAACACUUAACGAUUUCUCGUUACGACGAGUCUAUUUUGUCGCCCAUUUCCGAUAUCGAUCCUCCGAACUUAUCCCCGCGACUACGAGCGACCUACGACGAUAAUUUACAAAGCAGUCUUCGCCGAAGAUCGUAUCGGAGAGCGAUCGCAUCCGAUGAGGUAAGCACAGCCAUUCCUGGUGCAAUUGAGCGAGAACGAAGCUCGUCCGAAAGACGUUCGCUGACUAGAAAUUUGGAUUCACAUCGGCGAUCGCAAUCAGAAAGCCCCCAUGUCAUUUCAAGUAUGGAUGGUGGGAGUCCUAAUGAAGCACGAGUUAUUUACCAAGGAGAACUAUCAAACUCGAGAUCGAGUCUUAAAUCAAAAGAGGGCGCAAACCACAGACAUUAUAGAGCUGUUCAUGAUUCGCGCCAAAGGAACGGCAAAGAAGGAAGCUUAAAACGAAGAUCGCUGCCUCCUGGUAACUCGCCGGUAAUAACGGAUCGAUCUCGAACUUCGUCACCCGAGCAUCCGGCCCCCCCGAGACCGACUGCGCCAAAGCCAAAGUCUGUGGAGUCCCCUCGCUCCUCCCCUCAUCCAAACAACAAUGACUCCUCAAGGUUCCUCAAUCCCACCGUGGGUCGUGUGGCUCGCAGUCCUUCAGGGACAAGUAGCAGUUCCAGUGGAAGCGAGGAGAGUUGGCAUAGUGUUGGGAGUAGCGUGGAAGGAGUGGGAGGGGGAGGUGGACUAAGCAGGCGGAGAGCAAGAAAGAUGCCACGGACUCCCAGUCCAGAAGACACGAGUAGGGGAUCUAGCAGUCCCUGGGAGAGAAUGCCGCCCCGAGCUGAGGACACAUUUGAAAAUGGAUAUGACGUUCCGCCACCAAAAACCAUAGCAGAGUAUGAGAAAGAACUGCAAGAUCUUCGAGAAGAGCUGUUGCAAACGAAGAGAACGCUGGCGUCGACCCACGAACAGCUCAUCUUACAAGAAUCCAGCACACACAAGCUGGUAGCAUCCUUCAAGGAGAGACUGGCGGAGAGCGAAAGCAGUCUACAACAACUGAGACACGAAAAAGACAAAGAAAUGAAAGAGUUACUCGACCGCUUGGUGAGCGUCGAGACGGAACUACGCCAAGAACAUAAAGAAAUGCAAGAAGUGAUUCAGGCCAAACAGGUCAUAAUUGAAGCUCAAGAAAGAAGAAUCAAAUCAAUUGACUCGAACAAUGCCAAGUUGAUCGCCACUUUGAACCAGGUUGGAGGUUCACGAGCGAACAACAAAGUGCUGAAUUAUCCAAGCAGUGACCUCUAGUAAGUGGAGGCCUGAUGACGGGUGGCAAGAAUUCAAGGCCCCAGGGACCCACAAUAUAAAUGUCCAACGGAUACAUGGAGUCAUCGUUUUGUGCAAAGAUGUGGCUUUUAGGAGAUGACAGUCUCAAUGGGCAUGAAAUAUGAAUGCCAAUGAAAUACGUAACGAAAUGCUUGACAAACUUUCGAUCAUUUACCUCGUGUCCAGGCUCUCUGGGCCCAUUUUGCCCUUUGAGAAAGCGUUAGUAACCCUGCGUAAUUAAAUGCAGACGUCCAAAAUCAGAUCAGUUGUCUGAUCUUAUUUCAAGUUGCAAACACCUUCAAAGAAGUAUACUGAGAGUUUUCAAACAAUUUUUUAGUGGAAAUUGAACAAAAAAUUUAGUGUUUAUAUGGGAAUACGAACUACAUUUAAGUUUGUGUACAAUUCCUUUUUACUAUAUUUCUAUUUAUUAAACUAGAUAUACCCUUUAAUCACAUUUGUUUGUACUAAUGAACGUAGUCGUGUACAAUUGUCUCAAUAAUUUAGCCGUUCAAGCUCUUACAGAAAGCAAACAUUUAGAUCAGAAGUGCUACAUAUUAUUCAAGUUCAACUUGACAAGGAAUACAAAUCAGAAAACUUAAGAUCCGUAAAAUAAAUGCAAAAAUCCAAGAGAAAAUGAAUUUGAAAAGAAGGGAGAGUUUUGUCUUUAUCUCUCUGUGUAGAAAUUGUGAAGUAAUAUUAGUUUAAAGUAACAAAUAAAUGGUUUAUGGAUAAAUUUAAUAAAGAUAUUGCUUACAGAGA